AUGGAGCAAACUUUGAAAAAUCUUGUGGGCAUCUAUAAAAACUAUGAAGUAUGGUUUAUUGGCCACUCUCUUGGUGGCGCCAAAGCAGAGAUGUCGGUCUUGUCAAUGCUCUUUAAACAUCUUGUAUCGCAAAAGAAAGUCAAACUCCUCACGUUUGGAUCUACACGUGUUGGCGACAUGUCCUUUGUAAACCUGAUUGAAACACUGGUAUGGUAUCCAAAUGGAAUGCGUCCUGGUGCCAAAUAUUUUGUUUGCCUUGGAGCAGAAGAUCCACAAUGUAGUACUCGCUUAUCUCCUUGGGAAAUACGUGCAGCUGACAAUGAUGUGUAUUUUGAACGGAGUAUGCAACAUUGGUUUGUUAUGGUUUCAGAAGUGAUUUUCCGAAGCUGUAAUUCUCUAUCGCGCACACCAAACACAGUAGCCGGCAGUAAAGUUGCUUUGAUGAAAUGA
Strongylus vulgaris is the source of this 450-nucleotide messenger RNA. NCBI's taxonomy places the organism in Eukaryota, Metazoa, Nematoda, Chromadorea, Rhabditida, Strongylidae. The record is from the annotation of a GenBank genome assembly.